Molecule: messenger RNA, 2846 nt
Organism: Xiphias gladius (swordfish)
Lineage: Eukaryota; Metazoa; Chordata; Actinopteri; Istiophoriformes; Xiphiidae
Product: transcription factor Sox-9-A-like
Exons: 3
Coding region: 158-1672 (504 amino acids)
Biological process (GO): morphogenesis of an epithelium; oligodendrocyte differentiation; heart development
Cellular component (GO): nucleus
Molecular function (GO): DNA-binding transcription factor activity, RNA polymerase II-specific; RNA polymerase II cis-regulatory region sequence-specific DNA binding
Source: RefSeq, a predicted model, not a curated record
GAGACUCAGCUACUGUUUGUGGUGCAUUUCUCUCAGAAAGACUUUACUCAAACUCAUUCUGGCAAGGUAAAGUCACUUUCAGAGGCUUUUCCUCUCGCGAGAGUGCGUUAAUAACUGCCCCGUUUCACGCGUAAUUUGGCACCAAACAGUUUUUCGUAUGAAUCUCCUCGACCCUUACCUGAAGAUGACGGAGGAACAAGACAAGUGUCUCUCUGAUGCCCCGAGCCCGAGUAUGUCCGAGGACUCCGCGGGCUCUCCGUGCCCGUCCGGCUCGGGCUCCGACACCGAGAACACCCGGCCGUCGGAGAACGGGCUGCUCAGAGCGGACGGGACCCUGGGCGACUUCAAGAAGGACGAGGACGAUAAGUUUCCCGCUUGCAUCCGCGAGGCUGUGUCCCAGGUGCUCAAGGGCUACGACUGGACCCUGGUGCCUAUGCCGGUGCGCGUUAACGGAUCUACUAAGAACAAGCCUCACGUUAAGAGACCCAUGAACGCCUUCAUGGUUUGGGCUCAGGCUGCGCGGAGGAAGCUGGCGGAUCAGUACCCGCACCUGCAUAACGCGGAGCUCAGCAAAACUCUGGGGAAACUCUGGAGGCUUCUCAACGAAGGGGAGAAGCGGCCGUUUGUGGAAGAGGCUGAGCGGCUCCGGGUGCAGCACAAGAAGGAUCACCCAGACUACAAAUACCAGCCCCGGCGAAGGAAGUCGGUGAAGAACGGACAGAGCGAGGCGGAGGACGGCAGCGAGCAGACGCACAUUUCCCCCAAUGCCAUCUUCAAAGCUCUCCAGCAGGCGGAUUCCCCAGCCUCCAGCAUGGGAGAGGUGCACUCUCCGGGUGAGCAUUCAGGCUCCCAGGGGCCCCCUACUCCUCCCACCACCCCAAAGACUGAUGUCAGCUCAGGCAAGAUGGAUCUAAAGCGCGAAGGGGGCCUCCGCUCUCUGCCCGAUGGCCCCGGCGGGCGCCAGCUCAACAUCGAUUUCCGCGAUGUGGACAUCGGGGAGCUCAGCAGCGAUGUCAUCUCCCACAUUGAGACCUUCGACGUCAACGAGUUUGACCAGUACCUGCCGCCAAACGGGCACCCGGGCGUCCCUGGCAACACCACGCCAGUCAGCUACACGGGCAGCUACAGCAUCAGCAGCGGCCCCCCGGUCAGCCCACAGGCGGGAGGCGCCGCGGCCUGGAUGGCUAAAAGCCAGGGCCAGCAGGGACAGCCGCAGCAGCAGCAGCAGCAGCAGCAGCAGCACACCCUGACCACCCUGGGGGGCAGCGGCGGCUCAGAGGCAGCGCAGGCCCAGCACAGGACCCAGAUCAAGACGGAGCAGCUGAGUCCGAGCCACUACAGCGAGCAGCAGGGCUCCCCGCAGCACGUCGCCUACAGCCCCUUCAACCUGCAGCACUACAGCCCCCCCUCCUCCUCCUACCCAGCCAUCACCAGGGCGCAGCAGUACGACUACUCCGACCACCAGGGGGGCAGCAACACCGCCUCGUACUACAGCCACGCGGGGGCGGGGCAGGGCUCGGGGCUGUACUCGACUUUCAGCUACAUGAGCAGCCCCAGCCAGAGGCCCAUGUACACGCCCAUAGCCGACAACACGGGGGUGCCCUCCAUCCCGCAGAGCAGCCCGCAGCACUGGGAGCAGGCUCCGGUUUACACCCAGCUCACCAGACCCUGAGCCGGCCGGCAGACUGAGAGACAACACACACCCUGACAUGUACAGCUACACACAUCCAACCAUACACACACACACACACACACACACACACACACACUCCAAAACACUUUACACCAGGGAGAGUUCUUCCCCUGAAUCAGAAACUUGAAUUCAAAGUAGAGGAGAGCUGGACUUGGGAUUGGCUCACAUCGUGCCUUGCUAUUGUAUCAUGAUAGAAACUAUAUAUAUUUUUAGAGCGAUGAAAAGACUUAAGAAAAUCCUCUGUGAGGACUUAUUGUUGAUAUUUCAGUAGGUACUGUGUAUGUUCCUUCUUGUUUUUUUCUUCAUACGCUGGCAGUUUGUAACCCAGGGGGUGGGGGGAGGCUUAGGGUAAUUAUUUGUACCUGUAGAUAUAAAAAACCAAAAGCUUUAUAUUUUAACCAGUUCAGCAACUAACCACGCAUGGUAGUGCAGUACCUGGUUCUCUGUUCAGUUUCAUACCAGUUUUUUGUUGUUGUUGCUUACUCUUCUCUGUGCCAUUCAGCAAGUAUGGUUUGUAUUUAAGCUGUUACGCUGUUGAUUUUUUUUUUCUUCUCAAGUUAUGUGUCACCAUCAUUGGAAAAGCUAUCAGGCCAUACAGAGGAAGCCAGAGCGACUAGGUUUCCGAUGCUGUGCUGUCCUGACAGGGGGAGACUGCAGCCCCUUUCCAACCUUCUGUGCCUUGGAUUUUACAUUUUCUCAAACUUUUUCUACGCGUGUUCAUUUGUGUGUGUGUGCGCGCGCGCGCUUGUGUGUGUGUGUGUGUGUGCGUGUAUGCAAUGGCCGCAGCUGAGAUUACACUUACCGUCUAACAGCGUGUGUUUGACAGCUACAGGAAGUCACCUUUGACCCCUUGGGUGUCCCCCCCACAGUCUCCCACCAUGCUGGUGUCCAAUACACUCACCUCAACCUUCCCCCCAGGUCAAAAUCCAGUUUUAAAACUUUAUUUAUUUAUUAGCUUUAAUUUUAUUUCAAAGUAAUUAUUUUGCAUACUAUUCUUAUAACUAAUGGAUUGUCCUCUUUGCAAUGUAGACGGCAUAUAAUUUCCCCCUUUUUUUAAAUUUUGAUUUUCAACCCAGGGGGUACUUACGCAAAAUGGUACACGCUGUAAUCGUCUUUUUUUUGUUGUUUAUUUAUCUUAUCUAAAUGUCUAUUU